Messenger RNA from Symbiodinium sp. CCMP2592, 858 nucleotides. NCBI's taxonomy places the organism in Eukaryota, Dinophyceae, Suessiales, Symbiodiniaceae. The record is from the annotation of a GenBank genome assembly.
AUGGCCGCUGCGCUGCCGAUCCACAAUGUGAGCUCUGGGCAGGCACGGGCAGAAGAGGUUUUGCGGGAUGCAGAGGAGGCCUUGCCCGUUCUCUUCCCGGUCCAAGCACCUCGCGAUGUUUUGGGAGGCUUGUGGAGUGGCAUCAAAUGCGUCCUCGGCGGAGUGCUGGUGGGACUUGCUGGCUUGAUCGCCCAACCGAUUGAGGGAGCCCGCGAAGAGGGUGUGGUCGGUUGUUUUCGCGGUGUGGGCGUGGGCCUGCUUGCGGGGCUUUUCUUCGCAAUCACCGGGCUUUGCACUGGUGUCUUCCAAACACUGCGAGGCGUGGCGGCGACGCCACGAGCCAUUUGCAUGGCCGGGCGCGGCUGGCGCUGGGACGCUCAGAGUGGCACAUGGACAGAGCCCAAGGCUUACUCGCUUCUAGAGGAAGCAGACGAGGUACUCGUGGAGGAUGGUGAGCCGAGCGAAACAGCCGAACGGAAAGAGCGCACACGACCCACACGUGUGGCAGACACCUUCUACUACGACCAGCUUGGUGUGGCGAUCGAUGCCUCGCAGCAAGAAAUCCGACGGGCCUAUUUCCAGAGAUCGAGGCAGUGUCAUCCAGACAAGACAUCAGAGGAGAAUGCCAAGGAGCGCUUCCAGAGCAUCUCCGAAGCGUAUCAGGUGCUUUCCGACAAGCAGAGGCGUCGAAACUACGACCUGCAUGGCAGAGACGGCAAGGGGGAAGGCUUCAUCGACGCCAAGGUGUUCUUUGACGUCUUGCUGGGAGCCGAUGCUUUGGCACCCUAUGUCGGUCGCCUCAGGAUCACAGAGGUGUUGGGUCAGGACUGUGGGGAGAAGGGAGAAGUGUUUUCUUGA